Xyrichtys novacula (pearly razorfish) is the source of this 7313-nucleotide messenger RNA. Lineage: Eukaryota; Metazoa; Chordata; Actinopteri; Labriformes; Labridae. The record is from the annotation of a GenBank genome assembly.
AUGUUUCUUCAUGGAUGGUCCAUUUGGUGCCUUUUGAUGACUCUACACGUGUCAGCCUGUGAUCUGGAACUUUCUGGAUAUGACAGCCAAGAAGUCAUUUGCUCUCAGGUAUUUUCACUGCUUGGAUACUAUCAGCAGCUGCACACUAGAUACAGCUUAGGUUGACAGACUGUACUUUUAAUUUUCUCUUACAGCCUGCCCUUAUCUUUUAAUUUAACCUAUCACAGAUGAGGUGUUUGAUUCUUAAGUAUUUAAUUUAAAGCAAACAAAGUUUUAUGACUGUUUUUAUCUUGUGGCUGUUUAUAGAUUCACCCCAAUGUGGGCAAAUAUUUACCCUUCAUGUGUGUUAAGUCAUAACACCUUACAUGUUAAAUAUAUAUUUGAUAUUCAUUUCAUCUCAAUUUUUCAUCUUUCAGGGUCUGUCUAAUUGCACCAUUGAGGACGAGUUGCCCCUUGCUUUGACAGCGAAUGACUUGGUGGAUAUCCAAAAUCUCACAUCAUAUUUCAAGCUCUGCUGCGAAGACAGAGGACCAUGUGGGUUGUGUCUGGUGAUAGAAACAGAGGUAAUCAUCAAUGAAGAUCAGGACACGGAGGAUGUAGGACACUCUGGGUUUGAUGAAGAAGACUUCAGAGAGGAGACAAGGAAUCACAAAGGUAUAAACUACACACUGCAUGCAGCUCUCUGUAUAAACUGAAGGACAUUUCAUCAACUUUUUUAAGUAGUGCAAAGGUGAAGCCAAAUGUCUUGAGAGUCAUUGGUUUGAAUUUUUUAGAGCAAGAGAGGAAAUCAGCCAGUGCGGCUAGGAUCUUGAAAUCCCACCAUUUCCACCAACACACACAUUUGAAUUUAUUUUUAUGGCAUUUUCUUGAGAAAAAAUGCAGUUCAAAGUGCCUCACAGAGGCUAAAAACAACAAUUAACAACAAUAAAACCCAACCCUCCCUCCCACCCACAACCACCCACUUAUACACACACACACACAUGUGCACACAGUGUGAGAGUUUAAGAUAUAUUGUUAAAGAGACAUGGCCUGACACCGAGACAUUACGUGAGGAAAGAGCUACCUUUAGGAAACACUGGAGAUAAAGAUAAAAAUGGUAAAAGAAAGAGUAAAACCUGAUGGACUAAAACAAGAAAAUAAUCUUAAAUGAACAGAUAAAUAAGAGAAAUAUAAAAAGGCAAUUAGUGAUAAGCCUGGUUAAAAAGGCGAGUCUUGAGCGUCUUCUUAAAAACAUCAACAGUCUCUGCGGCCCUGACACGUUUGAAUUACAGUUAAAAUGACAAAUGGAAAAGUACAAAGUAAACUCAAACACAUAUUGUAGCAACUCUGUGAUUCAGACUGAAGCAGACACUCCAUAAUGGAAAGUUACUUUAUUCUUGGACAAGAGUUUGUGUGUCUCCUCUAACUGUACAACUAUACUGCACUGUAAGAGAGUAGAUGGAUUUGUUUACAGAGUUGUAAUUUGUGGAUUUGCACUUUGUUUUUAGCAUCAAAUAACUAAAACUAAGAAUCUCAGAAAGUCCAGUAUUUGUAUGAAAAAUCAGCAUGAGAGCAAAAUAUAACAACAGAAACCAGGUUCAAGAUAAACUUCUUAGGAAAGUGAACUGAUCUUGGAGUUUGACCCAUGACUGAGCCUCUACACUUCAGCCAAUCAGAGGGAACUCUUUGGCUUCAGUUCCUGAGAGCCGUCACAUCAUUUCUUUAGUGUAUGCGGGAUCAUUAGGUAAAUACAUGUCCUAUGUAAUGAUUAUUGUCCUUGGUGCAGAUGACUCUGGCCUUGUCCCAGUCCAUGAGAUGAUUUUCCCUUUUUCAGUGGCCUGUUACAGCAGAUUUGUAGUUGUCAUGUUGUGCCAUAGUCACCUGCACCGAGUACAAUAAGCACCAGCGCUGGAUUAGGGAAGCCAUUAGAAUAAGGAGAUGGGGCCCAGGGACGAUGAUCAGGGAUGAGGGGGAAUACAUGCUCUCAAACACCUGGAGCAGCAUCCUGCAGAGGCGAACAGACAGCGGGAGGCAUGACCGUCCUGUCAAAAAAAUUGACAGGAAGGUCACGCCUCUGUAACAACAGCUGAUAUGAUGCGUCACAUGAAAAAGAAUACUUUAAAACAGCUCACUGUGAGAAAGAUUUGAGGCUGUUGCCAUUUUUUCGAGAAUACUAACGAACAAGAGCAAACAUGAGAGUUGUGAAAGGCCGGUUUGGAACUUGGCCUUUCACAACUUGGCCAUUCAUUCCUUGGCUUGUCAAAUCCUGCCAUCAUUGUGUUUGAAUUAAGAGGAGAAAAAGAAAACAAAUUGUAGUUAUAGACAGUGGUCUGAAGGGAAUUUAGCACUGAGAAACAAACAAACCCAUAAUAUUUCAACAGCAGGUGAAGAAGUCCAUAUCUUGAAAUGUUAAAAAUCACUGCUUUAUUCUGGUAGUGCAACGUUCCUCUGCUGUGUGGUUGAACUUUAAUAAACCCUGACUUUUUUUCUCCUGUCUGUGUUGCAACAGCGUCAGUGGCUGUGUGCUACAACACAGCACAAACUAUGCCUAUCUGCAAGAAGGUGGAGUUCAUGGUUAAUCAUGCGGUUCUUGCUCACCAACACAAGACAAAGGUACAGUACCGACUCCAUGUACUUGUAAUACGAGAAGGUAUGGUGUUAUAUUUUAUGCUCAAUUUAUCUAAUCUCUGUUUGACAUUUAGGUUUCCAUGGUGAUAACCGAGCCUAUUGGAGUUUCUUUCAGCAGUCAAGUGUUUACUUAUUCUCCUAAACAGCCCCAUAUAAAAAAAGUUGUCGCUGUCGCACCUUCAUUAGAUAAGGGUAAAGUUUUAACUUUUAUAUCGCAAAAUCGUUGUAUAAUCUAUAACUACCUGCCGUAUCUGUAGCAGUGUUUGAUAAACCUUGCUUUGUUUGCCAUUAGUUUGCUCCCAGAAGCUUCAUGAACGGGUAGAGGACUGUCAAGGUAAAUAAUCAUUUACACAGGACAUGCAUACACCUAAUGAUUUACCUUGUGCUAUUUCUGUAUGAGAAAACAGACCAUUGUUUCUGUCCCUUCUUUCAGUACCCAGACUCCUCACUGUGGUUGACAAAGAGAAGAAACAAGUAGAGCUGAAGUUUGACAGCAGAAACAAGAGCCCACCUUUGGUUUGCAUCCAGUAUGAGCAGAAUGGCAGAUGUCAGGUCAGUGAAGAGACAUUAUUCACAUCCCAUCCCUCUCUCUCUAAAGGAAACACAGCAAUAUAAAAAAUGAAAAAGAGGAGAAAUAAAAAAGGAUUCUAUGUAGGUUUUUGGACAUGAAGCUUUAUAAUUACUAAUAUAAGAUCAUGCACAACAAGAUUCAUCUGCUGAUCUUGUGUCACUGACAAAUGUUGUAAAGGUAACUUUAUAUCAAGUUAAGACCACACAAUCCGUCUGUCUGUUGUGAUGGUAAUUAAAUCUGAUUAGACAACCACAGAACCAGAGAUCUGUGUCAUGACUUGGCGAGAGACACGGCAGACUGCAUGUUAGUACCUGACCAAUUCUCAUGACUCAUUUGAUGACGUAAAGAAGAGGGGCUAUAAGCUAGAGGAGAGACAGAGGACUGCUAGGACUGAUGCAUUAAACUUCAUUUGUUUUGCAUUUUACAUUUCACUUUUUCAGCCAGUUGUGGUCACCCCUCAAUGUCACAUGGUCAUGUCAAAGUUUUCCUCUGUCACAUUGCUCUAGCACACAGCACUAACUCCAUCAGUCCUUUUUCCAUUUUGCAUUUUCCUUGUUCAACGUCACUGCCACGGUUGAACCCAUCAUAGACAGCAGGGUGAAAAUCAAACAUGUAAGACUACCCACCAAGAGAUUGGCAGAUGUUAAGAGGCAAGAGGCAUCAUGUCCUCCAUUUGCACCCUUAUUCGGGAUGUAUACAUGUUUAAAAAAAAAAGAUUUACUGUUUAAGUCCUCGAACCGUACUUUUAAAAAACAUGUCCAAUUGAUAUCACAUGAACUUCUCAAAGUCGUACUAAUAUACAUGAAUAAUAUGGUUCUUCUUUGUUAGUACGCAGGGCUUUGAGCCAAAAGUUGAAUAGCAUGGAUGCGUUCGAUGUACAUCCUGUUAGGCCCUUGCUGACGCCUUCUGACAAUUGUUUUGUUACAUAAUAAGUCAACCUGGAGAUGAUCUGAUAGUAACAUGUUGAAAGGGCGCACCUACUAUAGCGGAGGCAGACACGCUUCUGUCAAUAAUUUGAUUUUUGCCCAGUGCAUGAAUACCAUAAUCUCCACUUUAGCUGAGCUAGUCCUGUACCUGUACAUGUGGCCGAGCUUUGUGUGACACUGCUUGGCAGAGCGCUGAAUGUCCUACCACGACUCUGUUUGUGAAUCGUGUCCAGUGUUUGACAAAUAUGCUCAUCUGCCCAAAUGUUGAUGAGGCAUAGACAUCCUUGCUGCUCCAGGUCAACUCAGGAUGACUUUCAGCUAUUCAAUAUCAGAUCAGUAAAUGUGGUGUUUGUCGACCUAUGCAGCAGGACUGGGAGGCCAUUGUAAUGACCUGACAGUCUUGUAAAGGUGUGUGCAGUCUUAGAAUAAUCCAGCGUCAUUACGAAACGACCCAAAAGAAAAAUACUGCAAAGAACAUUUUCAUCUUGUGUUUUGGACUUCUGUGAAUGGACCCAGUUAUUUUCAUUGACCGCUUUCUGCCUCUUGUUUCUCAUAUUAAUUUGUAGAAAUGGAACAGGCAGCCCAUCCCGCUGGGCUCAGUGACCCCCUGCAUGUGUUUCCAGGUACUGAAGCGUCAUGAUACUUUAACAUAAAAGCAGUGAUAUGCCUCAAUAAAGGACUAACUGUAUGUUAAUUUUUCAGGUGUGGGAUGAGGAAAACCAAGGUUCUCGUCGUUCUCUGAGUUGCCCUUUCAGUAACAGAAGUAAAAACUCUGGAGGUCUGUUUGUUGACUUUGAUUGAUUUCCCUUCAGAUCUCAGUUGCUUUAUUCUUAGUAUGCCAAUUCUCUUGUUUAUCCAUUUCAGAUGUACUCCACGGGAAUGUUUGGGACAAUGUUUCAGUGACUGUAGGUCAGGGUCAGAUGAACAACCACCGCUCAAUGCUGUCAUGGAACGUGUCUGCCCCCUGCAGGCUGGAGGGUGAGGUGUGGCCCUGUCAGAAAGAGAUCAGCUGCAGGGAGGUGAAGGGCUUCAGACAAAAGCUGGCAAAUGGAUCAUGGAAACAAAACAGCAAAGGGUUGUGGGUAAGAAUAACUGUUGUAUCGAUAUUUUAAAACCUUUAAAAUUCAGCUUUCAUUUCACAUAAUUGCUUUAAAUAAGUAAAAAUCUUUAUUUUCCACAAUGCCUGGUGCUUUAAGUUCAGUGUGUAUAAUUUAAUACUCAUUUCUCUUGAUCUAAACCAACAAAUCCGGUGUCAUUGGUAACUUUUUGAUCUCUAAAUAAAUAAUUUGUCUCUGCCGUAAUGAUUUGUUGAGUUUUUGGAUGCACAGACUGGCCUGUUCAUGAAGUGUAUCAAAUUAACAAAGGUUCAUAAUUUUUCUCUUUAUAGGAGAAAAUGGGAGUUUUUGAAGAAAUCAGUCUUCAGCGCUCACCAUGUGUGAUGGUAAUAUUUUUACAUUUUUACUCUUAUAACAUGAAAACACUUUAAAUGGAGAAAAAUAACUUGUGUUUCUUUAUUUGAACAGGUGAGGCUAAAGGGGAUGGGACAUAACUUGGGGCCAAUUUGUUUUGAAAACAGUAAGUUGACAUAAAUUGACAAUUGUUGAUGUGUCUCCAAGUGAUCCUGGUUGAUAUAUUUUGGAAAAUGCUUCCCCAAGGAAACUUUUGUUCAAAUGUGGUUCUGUUUUGUUCUGCUUGCAGCUGACAGGUGGCGCUGGAGCCUCCUGGUUGUUGGUGUUAUGCUGCUGAUCUGCUUGACUAUGAUCACAGUCUAUGUCCUCCAAGGCUUUGUAAAGAGUAGGUUUUUCUUCCAUUAUUCCUUUUGCUAAGCAUGUUCAGUGUGAGAAUAGCAAGAGGGGGGAAGAGAAAGUGUCUUUUUUGGCCACUCUGGAAUUUGCAUGCCAUGAAAAAAACAUACUUUGUCUCAUCUGACUCACAUGCCUUCAGGCACUUUCCACAAAGACCCUUUUUAUUCACGUCGAACACCAAAUCUUGUUUACCAGAUUUCUUAUUGUUUGAACCCCUCAUGCAUGAAUUUAACACUAGUUUUAAAAGAACAGACAUAUUUUCAACACUGAAAAGACAAAUGCCUGUGUAUUUCUGCUAAUCCCUCUGAUAUAUUAACAUUUUUUAAACUGACUUACAGGAUGUGUGUGGAGCUGGCAUCAUGGUGGAUUUGUCAAAGGUGGGUGACUUAUACUUGAAAUGAAAAAUUCUGCUAAAAGAGGCUGGCUGUGACUUAAAUCCCCUUUUUUGUUCUCUCUACAGUUGGCAGACCGUGUCAUGUGGUCGUGUUGAGCCCCCCAGACACAGAUGCUGGUGUGUCGGAGUCAGUGUGUCAGCUCGGGUCCCUGCUUUCUAACCGCGGCUUCAGUGUGUCGGUGGACCAGUGGAGCAGGAAGGAGCAGUGCACUCUGGGACCUCUGCCGUGGCUGCACUCUCAGCUACUGGAACUGAAGGGGCAUGGAGGCCGAGUUGUGCUCGUCUUGACUGGCAAAGCUUUGGAGAAAGCAGAGGAAUGGACCCAGUGGCACAAAGAGGAUAUUAGGAUAAAGAGGGAUGAUAAAAGUGGCCCGCAGAUGUGGUCCCCUUACUCGGAUGUGUUUACAGCUUCUCUCUGCCUCAUCCAAGCCGAAAAAGAGCAGGGCAGAGCAGGCAAGCAUUUUCUCCUGGUGACAUUUGACUCCAAUACAGGUGGCAACCGGAGUCUGCCAGAACUUUUCCAGGGUCUACCCCUGUUCCACCUUCCCUCAAAGACUCAGGCCCUCUUGUCUGAGCUAACUGUGGGGGGCACAAAGAGGGGAUCAUGGAGACUAGCAUAGAUAUGGUGAGAAUGCAAAGACUUGAGAUAAUGUAAAUUGAAGAAUAAUGAGUGACUGCACCAGCAGGAGGAAUCUCAUGAAUAUGCUGGAGUUAAGAAAAACUCUGGGGAUGGACCUAAGUGCCCGAAAAAUGUUAUGCUGGACAUAUUCUGCAAAUGAAGGACACUUGCAUAAACAUAAACAUAAUACAACAGCAUUAAGAUCACUUUACAUGAACCUCUAUUAUUGUUGAAAUGCACAGCCACAACAACAACUGUUAAGCUAUUAUUAUAACUAUUAAUAUUACUGUUAUUGUAAAAUUAAGCUCAAAAGUUAACCGUUAUUGAAAAAAGUAAAAUGUUAAAUGAAAAAAAAACUGGGAUUAAUAAACGGUAAAAACUCAGGACAUAA